This is a messenger RNA of Cetraspora pellucida, 281 nucleotides long. Lineage: Eukaryota; Fungi; Glomeromycota; Glomeromycetes; Diversisporales; Gigasporaceae. The record is from the annotation of a GenBank genome assembly.
UAUCAAAAUAUUCUGAGUGGUUAGAAAAACAGUUAAAAAAAGGCGUUAUUAAAUAUUUUGAUUAUUCUGAGUUUAGAAAUGUCAAAGUAAUUGGUAGAGGCGGAUAUGGAAUUGUUUACUAUGCUAAUUAUCAUGGAACAGAAAUUGUAUUUAAAAAGCCUAUUGAUGAGAUUGCCAAAGCAUUUAUUAAUGAGUUAAAACAACUCAUUACGGCUAGGGAUUGCCAAAAUGUUAUUAAAGUUUUGGGAAUUACCACCGGUAUGGGAAAUAUCUUACUUUGA